CUCAUGAGUCAUUAGUACAUACUUGUAGUAAUCCAUGGACGGUUGUAAUCAAAUUAGCUGAUUAAAAAUUCGUCAUGUUUACGGUUUAUAUUAUUAAUUGAACCUGAUCUUAGUGCUUCGGGAAUCGUGAAUAUAUCAAACAAUAUAAUCUUCUCUUUGAGGCUACAGACAUUGCUGCUUAAAAAUGAAUGAUUCGCUGCAAAAACCUUCAAGAACUUAUAAAAGAUAUUUGCAGCGUGAUUCUAAUGAGCCAAUUCCGUCAACAACAUGGUACAGAUUACGCAAAAAGAGAAAAUUAAAUAUUUCAUUAAAUAGUACCAUGGCCGGAUGCAGUUAUGAGAGUACGAUUGACAAUAAGCACGAGGAACACAAUAUACAAGAAAACAGAGAUAUCCCUGAAGGUGAAACUAAUUUCGAAAUUGACGAAGAACUGAACAGUUCUAUAAAUGAAGGGAUUGAUCAUCAUAUAAUUGACACGAUUGAGGAAAUUGACAUCGAUACUGAUGGCAAUUUGCCUCAGAUACUUUAUGAUGCUGUUGACAAUUUAAUGGAAGACAUUGAAACAAGUGAAAUGGCUGGAACUCAACAUGAAGAGAAUGAAAAUGAAGAGGAUGAUUUCUUUUUUGACGCGAUCGGAGACACAAAUGACUGUAACGAAAGUGAUGCAGCAGAAGAAGAAGAAGAAGAGAUAUUAGGAAAAAAAUCAUUUGCUUCAUUAACAGAUUUAAUGGGAAAUAAAAUUUUUGAUAGACCUAUUCAAACCGUAGUGAACAAAAGUGUGGCAGAAGUAAUAAUAAUGAUUGUAAAAUAUUGCUUGAUAUAUUCACUUUCACUGUCAGGAAUGACAGAUUUAUUCAAACUAAUUAAUUGUAUUUUUGCUGAACCGAUUCUACCUAAUACAAGGUAUUACAUUGAUAAACUUUUUUAUCCAAAAGAUCGUGUAACUUUGCAUGCAACUUGUAACGAAUGCGGUGCAUAUAUAGGAAAAUUUAAAAAGCAUUAUCGUACUCUGAAAUGCAAAGUAUGCAAAUUGAAAAUAAAUGUAAAAAGUUAUGUUUACAAAGAUUUUUUUGUAACAAUGGAUGUCUCGAUGCCUAUUGCGAAAUUAAUUGAAACAAACUAUGAAUAUUACAAGUAUGUUAUUAAUGAACGAAAUAACGAAAAGGAUGUUGUAAAGGACAUUUAUGAUGGAAAAGAAUACCGAAAUUUUGUAAACAGUUUAAGUGAAACGGAUAAACGCGGUUACGCCACAGUGACUUUUAAUACUGAUGGCGCUCCACUUUUUAAAAGUUCAACGUAUUCCAUUUGGCCCGUUUAUUUAAUGGUGAAAGAACUACCCUUUAGUGUCAGAAGUAAAGAGUUAAUAUUGGCAGCUCUUUGGUUUGGGAAAGACAAGCCUAAUAUGAAUGUCUUUCUUGACCCAUUUGUUAAUUCUAUGAACAAACUUUCAGUUUUAGGAGUUCCAUGCAACUUAAAUAAUUCAAUAUCUAGAAUUAAAAUUUUUCCCCUUGUAUGCAGUGUAGAUUGUGUAGCCAGGGCACCUGUUCAGGGAUUCAACCAAUUUAAUGGGAAGUACGGAUGCGGACUUUGUCUUCAUCCAGGUGUUUGGGUGAAAAAUAAAAAAAAUUCACGAUAUGGGAAUAUAAAAUAUGCAUUGAUGGAUAAUGUACCUGAACCAAGGAAUGCUAAAAGUACUUUAAGCCAUAUGAAAGAAGCAGUUGAAAAAGGAAAGCCUAAGUUUGGUGUAAAAAACUCUUCUAGUUUAAUAAAUUUAUUGAAAUUCGAUAUUAUUAAAGGUUGCGUUCCUGAACCCAUGCACUGUAUUUCUGGAGUAGCAAAGCAAUUUGCUACUCUCUGGUUUGGUACUAAACAAAAAGCUGGAUUAUUUAAAAAGUGCAUCAUUAACGAUAUUGAUACGUUCAUGCGCAAUAUAAAAGUAACAAAUCAGAUUUGUAGAUUAACUAGAUUGCUUUCUGAAAAAGAAUUUUGGAAAGCAAAAGAGUGGGAGAAUUGGGUGCUUUAUUUCAGCUUGCCAAUAUUAACUACAGUUCUACCUUCUGAAAAUAAAAAAUAUGCUGAACAUUGGUCCCUUUUUGUAGAAGCUUUGCAUUUAUUAUUAAAAGAUGAUAUUAAGAUAUGGGAAAUUGAUUUAGCUGAUAAAUUACUUCAUGAAUUUGUUGCUGGCAUAGAAAAGAUAUAUUCAGCAGCAAGUAUGACUUUUAACGUCCAUUUACUUUUACACUUAGCAAAAACAGUUUAUUAUUGGGGACCUUUAUGGGCCUUCAGUGCUUUUGCCUUUGAAUCUGGAAAUGGCAAACUAUUAAAAGUUAUACAUGCUUCUAAGGGUGUUCAUCAUCAAAUAUGCAGGAGGAUAAGCUUGCAAUAUUGUCAUUUAUCACUGAAGGAUCGCAUUUAUCCAAUCGCAUCUCAAAGGAUAAUAACUUAUUGUACCUCCUACCUUGUUCAAAAAUCACUUAAACUGUUUGAAGUAAGAUAUUUUGGUCCUUCUUCAACGGUCGACGAUAAUUGGAUCAACCUUUUACAAUUAAUUUCGCAAAAGGCAUCAUCGUACAAAAAAAUUAUAAAAAAUGGUUGUUUAUACCAAUCUUCUUUAAAAAACAACCAUCGUUCAAACAACAGUUUUGCACAGCUUCUCAAUGGGCAAUAUUUCAAAAUAAAUAAAUUUAUCAUUGACACAGGUUCAAAAAAAGAGUACACAAUUGGACAAAAAAUUAUAGUAGAAGAUGCUUUUAUUGAAACGUGUAAAGUAAUAAAAAAAAUUACUAAAAUUGAGACUUGGGAGACAGCGAUUUUAACGAAAAAUAUUAAUAAAGUUUGCGUACAGAUUAAAUUGAAUGACAAUGAAUACCUUUGUGUGGUUCCAAAUUUGCAUUUUUAUUAAUUUGGACUUAAAUUAAAAAAAAAGGGAAAUAAAUUAAUGUUUUAAAUAAUUAAAUAAUACUGACCAAACAAAAUAUUAUUUUUUGUAAAAAUUAUGCCACACAUAAUUAGGUUGACAUCUUUUAAUUAAUAACAAACGAUAAUGUAAUCUAUUUUACUUAAUUGUACGUAAUUUGGAAUGUCUUCGAAAAUAGUUAAAUGACGAAAAAAAAAUAAUAAUAAAAAUGUAUAUAUUUCUGUAAAUUAUAAAGACUGUGUAAUUUUUUGUUUUAGUUAAAAGUCUAGCUAAUUUAUAUAUCUUGUAAUAUUUAAAAAAAAUUGACCGAAAAUUGUUAAAAUUCAUUAUAUAAAUCUCCUUUAUAAAU
Messenger RNA from Leptopilina boulardi, 3266 nucleotides. RefSeq lists its product as uncharacterized. The coding region runs from base 185 to 2902 and encodes 905 amino acids. The record is from RefSeq and is a predicted model, not a curated record. NCBI's taxonomy places the organism in Eukaryota, Metazoa, Arthropoda, Insecta, Hymenoptera, Figitidae. The transcript has 5 exons.